CGCGGCGCUUUUGGUAAUAUGUCGUUUAAGGAGCGUGAUUUACUCUAUAGGCUUAUUAUUAGGUAGCUCUUUUGUUGUUUCUACUUCUAGUCAAUUAUUUUAUGACGGGUACUCAACACAGGCCGUCAAUUUAAUAAAUUUAGUGAGCCCAUCCGCCUCUUGUGGUCCAUCUAAUAGACUUCUGAAAUUGGUAAAAAUUGGAAUUGCAAACUGCGAAGAUGAACAAGAAAAGUCUACCGCAUUAGAAGGAGAAUGUAUACCUCCAGGCUCUGGAAUCGAUAUUGAGGUUGAAAGUGAAAGUUCUACUAUUGCCCCUGAGGCUGCAUUAUAUGAGACAUGCUACGUGACAGCGCAUAAAGCAGCUUGCCGAGCUGCAGCGUUCAAUAGUACAGGACAACUGGUCGCUACUGGCUCUCAUGAUUCUUCAAUAAAAAUUUUGGAUGUCGAAAGAAUGUUGGCUAAAAGUGUUUCUAGUGUUGAUCAUGGAGGCCAAGAGACCCCGCAGCAACAAAUGGAGACACACCCCGUUAUUAGGACUCUAUAUGACCAUACUGCGGUACUUAAAGCAAUUAUCACUUAUCAUCGUAUUAUUUUAUUUUAUCUGUAUAAAUUUUCUUAUUUUUAUACGCGUAGUUUUUGA
Molecule: messenger RNA, 640 nt
Organism: Protopolystoma xenopodis
Lineage: Eukaryota; Metazoa; Platyhelminthes; Monogenea; Polystomatidea; Polystomatidae
Source: the annotation of a GenBank genome assembly